ACGGAGGACGGUCGGGAGCUCGGGAGGCGGUGUCCGAGGAGGUCUGCUCCCAUCUCAGAUUGACCUAUGAUGCUUGCAGGGCAUACAUGAGGAAUUUUCAAUGUUUUUACUGUAUUUUUUCCCGUGAGGAUUGCACAUUCUUCACUCGGAAAGAAAUCCUUCGGUUGCAUGGCAGAUACCAUGAAAUGGCACCAAAUGUUGUGCCCAUGGACUAUACAAAGGACCCAGAUGUUAAACUACCUAUGCAGCUUAUAAUAAACAUGCCUGAGCUAAAGGAGAAUCCCUUCAAGGAAAGGAUUGUUGAAUCUUUCUCGGAAGAUGGAGAAGGGAGCCUCAGCUUCAAUGAUUUUGUGGACAUGUUCUCUGUGCUCAGUGAAAUGGCUCCCAGAGAGCUUAAAGCAAUCUAUGCCUUCAAGAUCUAUGAUUUUAACACAGAUAACUUCAUUUGUAAAUCAGACCUGGAAAAAACCCUCAAUAAGCUGACCCGAGAAGAGCUAACAGCAGAAGAAAUCACGCUAGUUUGUGAGAAAGUGAUAGAAGAAGCUGAUAUGGAUGGUGAUGGGAAAUUAGGAUUUGCAGAUUUUGAAAACAUGAUUUCCAAAGCACCGGACUUUCUCAGUACUUUCCACAUAAGAAUCUGAAGAUGUUUCUGUGAGCCAGUGUUAUCAGAAACGACUUGCCAGUCCAGCCUUUCUGAAUCUCAGGCACUUUGGAGGCUCUUGUCCUCUAUCAUGGCUUCUUAGAACUCAGCAAAAAAUACUGAAAUAAUUCUAGUCCGUCAAGAGUCAGAAACAUCAUUUGAUCUGCGAGACAUUUGGAACAGUGAUGUUUUUAGCUCCACUGCUGCCCAAGCACUAUGGCAAAGAUGGUUGGUUCUUGGGUUGUGGGGUUAUUUUUUCCACAGGCAGAACCAGAAUAUUAUUAAAGGUAUUUCCACAUGGUUUUUACAUUUAUGAAUACUUAAUACUACUCUUAAAAGCAAAAAAAAAAAAAAAAAAAAAAAGAAUUGACAGAAAGUUUAGCUUUGGUGACUUUUUCCAACAGAUUUCGAAAGAAAGCAAGGGCCUUAAAUAAUGAGAUGCCUCUAUCACUGUGUUAUACAGCUGGGGAUCUUGCAUGGAAAUAAUCUUAGGUGAAAGAACUGCAGUCAAGAUCAAGUUCCCAGUGUUGAAGACAACCACAUCCCAGGUUUGCUUUUCAGUCAGUGAAAUGGCAGUUGCUGGGUUUGGUGCUUACCUUCAACCAAUACUUUAUGGAGUGUCAUGUCCUUAUGAAACUUGAAGUAGUUGCCUUUUGUAUAUGAUUCGCAUACAUGAUUCAUUCUUUCCUAAGAAACUUUAAACUGUGUCCCUACUUUCAAAGGAGGUCUUGCCUUUUUCUCAUACUCUGGGCUGAUAAAGUUGGAUGGAAGAAUAUGAUCAUCUAUAACCCAUGAAGAAAUUAAAGAAGCACAGCACUACUACUAAGGACAUAAAAAGACCUUUCCUUUCUAAAUCAGCUAUGCAAUCUUUCCCAUAAAAUGCAUGAAUGCAGCUCUGUAUUUCUCUUCCCUCUCCAGCUGGAAAACAGCUGCAUCUUUUUGUUUUUAAUUCCAGUAUUGAUUAGGUACUGGGGCCUGAAGACAAUCAUAUAUGUAUUACUGUUCUAACAGUCAAUAGAAGGGCUCUGUCACUUACAUGGCUUCUGUAUCAAAGUCAUCACAAUUAAAACUUUUGAUGGAUUUUA
Struthio camelus australis is the source of this 1725-nucleotide messenger RNA. The record is from RefSeq and is a predicted model, not a curated record. Lineage: Eukaryota; Metazoa; Chordata; Aves; Struthioniformes; Struthionidae.